AUGAUGCCAGCAAGCGGCACGAGGACGUCGUGCCGAUGGCCCGAUGGUGGGGCAGGCAUGGCAUCGGAUGAGAACGGGUGCAGAUGGGUGGGUCAGUGCCUGCCGGUCUUCACUUGUGCCAACGAGCUCGAUGCUCCAUCCCUGCUCCCGGCUGGGAGGAGGGAGGUCCGGGAAGGAGAAAUUGAAGAGACGGGUGGUGAGGUGCGGGAAAUGCACGCCCGGUCAUGCCUGAUGCUCACCUCGAGUUCUACGGGCAUUGGCGCGAGAGUCAGCAGCUGCAAACAAACCAUUCCGCCGUGUGGCAAUGCUGCUGUUGGUGCGGGCGGCCGUGGUAGUGUUGGUGCAGAUAACAGAGGCGACGGUGGUGCCGGUGGUGCGGGCGGCAGUGGUUCUGCUAGUGCGGGCGGGAAUGGUGCUGGUGGUGCGGGCGGCAGUGGCGCUGGUGGUAUUGGCAGUAAUGGUGUUCCUAGUACGGGUGGCAGCGCUUCUGGUGAUGCGGGUGGCAAUGCUGCCAGUAGUGCGGGUGGUAGAAGUGGCGGUGCUGCGGGUGCCAGUGGUGGCAGUGGUGUAAGGUGCCAAAGCGGACCGGGUGGCAGCACGGGAAGCGGCUCGAGUCAUGAUGCGAGGAGCAGCCAUGGCUGUAGCGCGAGUGGCAGCAACAGGUUGAGAGGCACGUCCCCUCUCCCCCCUCCCACCCUUCUCUGCCAACCAUAUACCCUCGGCCCACCUUCCCAGUCACUGCAAAGCUUUCCCCCCUCCCUCUCUGCCAACCUUCUCACUCCCUUGCUGCCAACAUUUACCCCUCUCACUACCAUCCUCCCAUUCUCUAUCCCGACCCCCUCUUACCUCUCCAACCUCUCUUCCCCCCUCUCUGCCAACCUCUCCUUCCCUCUCUCUGCCAACCUUCCCGCCUCUAUCCCAACCCCCUCUCCCCUCUCUGCCUGUAUGCCCUCCCCCGACCCUGCCAAGUUUCUUUCUAACCCCUCUGCCAAACCUUCCCUCCCCCGCUUCCAUCGGCACUGUAGGUUACCAGGGAAGGGGGAAACACGGCGCCAAGCAGUUGGUGAAGCAGCACGAUGGGCUCAAGAGGACGAUGUAGGAUCAGCAGCGACUGUAGCUCGAAGACCUGUAGCGGCUGUGGCACAAUUGGCUGUAGCAGCAGGAGGAGCAGCAAGCGGUUCGGAAGGAGGAGGAGAAAGAGGGUCGACGAGAAGAGUGGCAAGAGGAGCGACAGCAGCGAGAGGAGCGACACGAGGUGCAGGAGCAUGA
This is a messenger RNA of Closterium sp. Naga37s-1, 1269 nucleotides long. Lineage: Eukaryota; Viridiplantae; Streptophyta; Zygnematophyceae; Desmidiales; Closteriaceae. The record is from the annotation of a GenBank genome assembly.